UUGGAUACAUAGUGUGUAGUAGUCAACAUUUGUUCCUGAUGGCCAUAUGCCUUGUUCUCAGAGAGAGGAAUGACAGGCAGGCAGAUCUAUUGUGCUGGUAGAGUUGUCAAGGUUUGGAGGAGAGGUUCGACAGGUGUAGCUCCCAGCCUGAGACCUCAUGAUGUUGGGGAUAUUCAGUACUCCAGAUGAAGACACCAUCUGGCCAUCUUUGUCGAACCACUGUGCAAGUGGUUCUCGGUUGGAGUUUGUGGUGUCACAGGAGAGGAACAGUGUGCCUCCCUCAUUGACUGUAGUUGCUCCC
Geodia barretti is the source of this 301-nucleotide messenger RNA. NCBI's taxonomy places the organism in Eukaryota, Metazoa, Porifera, Demospongiae, Tetractinellida, Geodiidae. The record is from the annotation of a GenBank genome assembly.